AUGACACAUCAAUGUUUAACAUAUCUCGCCUCCUCAGCCGCUCUCGCUGUAUCCACAUUGGCUUUUCCGACACCAGCCGCCGACGACUCUCAAGAAGAUUCGUCGUUCUAUAGAGAAGUGAGUUCCUGCUUUCCCCCAUGUGACGUGUUUUCCCCUACGCUGCGCUGUUUUUCCAUUGUCUGCUGGCCAAAAACUGAAGAUCGUCAUCAAAAGCACUCGAAAAUGUCUUCACUUCUUAUAGAAAGUCUCCUGGAGCCCGAAUCCACAUGAUCUAUCGACGAUGGACGCUGGCACCCAGACCGAUUACCGAACUACUAAUAGAGCGGGAAGCAAUAAUGAUAAUUUUGUGCUGAGCCCGUCGGACACCAGGUAUUUGGAAACUGUAAGUGAUGUAUCUUUUCACCUGAUCUUGUCUCUGCCGCAUGGUUUUUGUUCUUUUUGUGCUCUGUCGUUUAUUUUCGACGAGCAACGAAACACUUGACAGAAAACCUUUUUUUCUUGAUUUUUUAGUGGAUGGAAUGUGAAAGGCUUCUGGGGGUGAUGGUGGGUAUUUUCAGAUUGCUAAUUUGUCACAACAAGCGCUGAACAACGUCAGGAGUACGAUCAACAUUUUGAAUGGAAAUGAUGAUUCUGCAAGUCCAAGUGCGAAUCCAAAUCCGAAUCCUAAUGUCAAUUCGAAUGCGAAUCUGAAUUCAAGCCCGACAAAUUCACCAAGACAGCAGUAUGUUCAAAAUCAAAAUCAAAAUCAAUAUCCUCAAGGAACGUGGGACUAUCAGCCAUAUCAGCAGAAUCAGUGGAAUAGCGGAUCUCCGUCGCCCACGCUUCCUUCUGUUGAACAUGUAUGUCUUGGGAAAUAUGUACUUACUGGGAAAAUCAAUGAAUGUGAAUGCAAACACUUGUACCUUCCACCCGUCUACCCCUUUUUGUUCUUUUCUGCAUGGCUGUGUGAAUGGAAACGUGCCCGAUUCGAGAACGAUACUACUCUCCUUCUAGUACUUUCUUUUCAAGCUCCUUCAUCCCUUUGAUUCACCGCAUCAUCCACAUGACCCUCCACCUCUCCCGCCACCGCCGAAUCCGGUGAGUACGAGUCAUCAAACUUUUGGCAAACUCCCAACACGCAUCAUAUUUGCUUGUGCCUACCGCCAAGCCGAAACAUUUUGAAACCUCAAACUUUGUCUUUACUUCUCCCUCUCUGCCCGAUUGUUUAAUUUCUUUGUGCCCGCUGCGCGCAACGCGAUGAGACCUAGGACCGUGGGGCGCGUUGACAUUCGGCAUUAGAACUUACGAGAAUUGAACAAAUAAUCAUCAUUGGAUGGCGGGGACAAGACCUGAGGGGUAACACUGAAUCAUCGUGAGCGUUCUUCCUCCACUAUUAUCCUCCUACUCUCAUAAAAAAAAACGUUUGUGCUACCGUAACUUUUAAAGCAUGUCUCCUGAUCCGGAUUCUACGGAUAAUAACUAUAACUAUAACCCAACAUGGAAUUGGAGGGUAGGUCUCUCUUUACAUACAAAGCAGAGUACAUAGAAAAACUAUAUUUAAAAUGAUUCGUGAAGAAGAGCUGUUUGCACAAGUAUUUUUUCUUCCUCUGAUGUUCAUGACCAUGGUCACACCUUGAAAAUACCAUAGGAUCGUGACUUUGUUGACCAUUCAUACCAAAUGUUUUUACAGCCAACUACACCCCAGUACUACGAUCCUUACUACGGUGGAGACCACAAGUACCCCAAAGACGGAGGAGUCAACGCAGUGGCUCUCGGUCUUGGACUAGGAAUUCCGCUCGGAAUCAUAGCCACUGGAUUGGCGGUUUUCAUCUUUUUCUGGUGCCGAAAGCGGCGACAACAGAACCGCAAUCCGUUUCCGUUGCCGUUUCCGAAAAAAGUGAAUGAUUAUGAAACUCAACUCGACAGCCCCGCUUAUUCCUUGUAAGUUCAUUAUCUACAGAAAAACGUACGUUAAAUCACGUAGCGCUGACUCAUAGUUUACCUGGGUUACGUUACGGACGAUUGCACAGAGAAUGACCAGUUACGGUUGACUACUCGCACAUAUUCGGUCACAAAAAUGUUUCAAAAACUGGUCACAUUUUCAGGCAUGACCCGUGGAUACUGGACAGAAAUAAUUUGGAGAUCAACUACUCGAAAAAACUUGGCAGCGGAGCAUUCUGUAACGUUUUCAAAGGAAAAAUCAACGGAGAAGCACCAGUUGCUCAAAUUCACCCCGGUCAACGUACUCAGCUGCUUCGCGAUUGUACCGUAGCCGUGAAAAUGCUUCCAAGUUUUGCCGACGACGCCGCCAGAUCGGAUUUCAUGCAGGUCGGUUCAGUGACAGUGAUCUUUAUAAGUGUUUCACACCAACCUGUUCAUUUUCUAGGAAAUAAACUUUAUGAAGUCGCUCGCCUACCAUCCGCAUCUGGUUUCCAUGCUGGGAUUUGUGGCCGACCGCAAAUCGCCGUACCUUUUGGUGGAGUUCUGUGAACACGGUGAUCUCUUGCAUAUGAUUCGGAAUCGACGUUCGGAAAUCAUUGAGGUAUAGCACAUAUUUCUACCCAAUUUCUCUUCUCACAGUUGCACUUUAAGGGACCGACUGUGAACCCAGACAAUUUGAAAAUCAAAGAUCUAUUGAUGUUUUCAUGGCAGAUUAGCAAUGGAUUAGUGAGUUUUUGAAAACGUUCUAUGUCUACCAUACACCUGAACUUUAGGAGUAUCUCAACAACAUUGGCUGCAUUCAUCGUGAUAUUGCCGCCAGAAAUGUGCUGGUUGAUUCAUCAAACACCUGUAAAAUUGGAGAUUUCGGGCUGUGCCGACUCACGGAUUCGUUGCUUUAUACAGCUAGAGGCGGAAGACUCCCUCUAAAAUGGAUGGCUCCGGAAUCACUCUCUUCUUAUGAGUAUUCCUUCAAAAGUGAUGUGUAAGUACACAAGAAAAUUUAGAAAACAAAAAUAAUUGUUCAGUUGGUCCUACGGUGUUCUUCUCUGGGAGCUGUUCUCACUUGGCGAGGUUCCGUACGCGGAGGUGCAGACAACUGAACUUUUACAAACGCAUAGAUCCGGAAAGCGUUUACUUCAACCCGAAUGGUGUCCGGAUGAGAUGUAAGUUUUGAGAUCAGCCAGGGCUUGGUAAAAUCCCGGUUCAGGCUUUUGGCCCAGUUGCAAUAUUCCAAUCGGACCCAAACUUUGAAGGAUUCUUGGAAUUGGAUUGAGAUCUGUUGGGUCCAAGUUUCAGACCGAUCGGAUUAACCGGUUCGGAGAUCCAGAUCAGAUAAUCCUAUCGGUCUGAAACUUGGACCCAAAAUAUUUCAAUCCAAGUCCGAGAAACCUGCAACAUUUUGUACUUAAUCAAAUCAUUGUCCAAAGUCCGGGUUGGUCUUUUCCCCAAUCCUGCAAUUAGCCAAAGUACAAAUGACGUCUGACGAAACUGAGUUCAAAUAUGAAUCAAGUUGUGAAUUUGUGACGCAAUAAAUUCCGGUCGGAACAAUGUUUUUCCACCAAAUUACCAUAAACCAUCGGUAUCGUGACGUCAUUCGUGUUUCAGAUACGAGGUGAUGAAAUUGUGCUGGGAAAUGCUAGCCGAUGACCGUCCGACAUUCAACCAAACGUGCACAGUCUUCGCACAAAUGUUGGAAAACGCGACGGAGAAUUACGGUUAUCUGGUUCCAAGACAUUGCAACAAUCAGACACGGGAUCCGGCCGAACAAUGUGAUAAUGUGUAA
This is a messenger RNA of Caenorhabditis sp. 36 PRJEB53466, 3703 nucleotides long. Lineage: Eukaryota; Metazoa; Nematoda; Chromadorea; Rhabditida; Rhabditidae. The record is from the annotation of a GenBank genome assembly.